This is a messenger RNA of Dujonia railenensis, 1263 nucleotides long. Lineage: Eukaryota; Fungi; Ascomycota; Pichiomycetes; Serinales; Debaryomycetaceae. The record is from the annotation of a GenBank genome assembly.
AUGAGUUAUUUCGGAGGGAGUGCAAAUUCACUUGCGUUCCCUUCUUACAACCAAGUUAGACCAUUUCAAACUCAGCAGCAGAAUUCGUCUAAUAAUAGUUCCGGUGAGACAGUGCUUUCUUCAGUGGCUCCACCACAUUCAAACUUACAUACACAAUCUCCAGUCUCGGAUCAAGCACUUAACCAGCAGCGACUGUUGAAGUUGCUGCAAAAGUCAGCUCAACCCCAAGCUGAAAAUCAACAUACGGUACGAAUAAGCAAAAGAGAGCGUAAAAAUAGACCUGGUCAGAAAUUUGGAGCAAAAAAGAAAUCAUGGGUAUGGACCUGGUUCAUUCAAGACGUUCAAGACCCUAAUGUUGCUGCAUGUGACUAUUGUGGGAAGAUUAUAACUAGACUUGCUUCGGAUAAGGGAUCUCCAAAGAAACUAAGUGAGCAUUUAAAGACUCAUAAGUUAAAUAGAGAAUCUAUAAAUAAUUCGCGGCCAAUCCCUGUUGAUGGAAAUGGCACCACAUAUGCACCAAACGGCUUACCGCUAAGUUAUGCUAAUGCUAAUGCUAAUUUCUCAACUCAUCCUGGUCCUAGUCCUAGCCCUAGUCAUGAUCAUGGCCACAGUCAUGGGCAUGCUCCCGGUGCAAUCCCCGUUUCAAACUCAAAUCUAGCAACUUCACCUACGAGUGGUGAACACACGAAACGUGACAAUAACUCCUUGUUAAAGGACUCCUAUCAUCAGAAUUUGCAUCUUUUAAAUCGGCUGCAGCACCAAAAUCAAGUCAUGCAACAGCCUUCACAGCUUUCUCAACAUCAACUUCAGCAGCACAUACUCGGUCUGUCGCAUCCUGCUGCUAACAAUAGUGUGCUUCCUACAAACUCACAAGCUACAAAUAACCUUGACUUCAAUGUUGGUAGAAGGUUCAUUUCUACGGAAUUUGAUAAUGCUCCCUAUACCACAAUGAAAUUCCAAAAGCAUCUAAUGAAGUUUCUUAUUGAAAAUAAGCUUUCAAUCAGUGUGAUAAAGUCUCAAUCUUUCCAGCAAUUGAUUUAUGAUCUCCGGUCUGACUCAGUAAGUGAGCUUUUAGAGUUAACGGGUCUAUGUUCUUCGCUACUUGAGGUUAGUAGAUUCGAUUCAAAUUCCUUGGAUCAAAGCAAAAGGGAUUCAAACAUCUCCGCGUCGACAUCAGCUAAUAAUGGAAAUAGAAGUAAUGAUAUCAACGCUGUAACUAAUGUCGUUGAUCUGUUAGAGCAAGCAGUGGAGAAGAAUUUAUAA